Armigeres subalbatus is the source of this 1170-nucleotide messenger RNA. RefSeq lists its product as uncharacterized. NCBI's taxonomy places the organism in Eukaryota, Metazoa, Arthropoda, Insecta, Diptera, Culicidae. The transcript has 2 exons. The coding region runs from base 183 to 1103 and encodes 306 amino acids. The record is from RefSeq and is a predicted model, not a curated record.
CAGCAGUCGAAAAGGAAUGAAAAGUCAGCACCACAUCUUUUGCCUGCCUGUCGGUUGGAUCUGUGUGUAAAUGCAUAUCUUAUGUUGGUAUAGUGUCAAAUGUGUUUGACUGGGAGUGUGGUGAACAAAUAUAUUUGGUUUGUAUUUGUCAGCGCGUGGAAAACACACAAAUACUUCUUUAAAUGCAACCCCUCUAUCAGACAAACAAGUUUGCCCAAACCAGUACACACUGGCAAAUAGACGUGAAUGGACGACUAAUUGUGAUUCCAUUUGGUUGCGCUUUAUUUUUAUAUUUUGGAGUAGCUUUGUGCUUCAAAAUGUCGCAAAUGUCGAACGAAGGCGAUUCCGUAUGUUCUUCAGAGGACCUUGACAACUACGGACCCGAACAAUAUUUAAAUGUUACCGGGAGAACCCCGAGGAGGAUCCGGAACAAGGUGACAUCUGAAUGGAGCGAAUAUAAUACAUUGACUUUAAUCGCAGCCGUUGAAGAACGGGAUUGCCUUUGGAAUACAAGUCACGAGGAUUACAAAAGCAGGGAAGUUCGUGGCCAUGUAUGGGCAGAUAUAUAUGAAAAUGUUUUCAACAGAGAGAUCGAUAUUGGUCAGCUGGGAGCGAAGUGGACAAAUCUUCGCAUCCAAUACAAGUCAUACCAUGCUAAAGCCAAACGGGGUCCAGUCUCAUGGAAGUAUUAUCCGCAUAUGAUAUUUCUUGCUGCAGUGCAAGAGGAGCAAUAUGUGAAGUCUGACACAAAGCCGGCACAGAUAUUUCUUACCGAACCUGAAAUUCCUUGCUCUAAUGUAUCGUCUGAAUCAACUGUAUCGGCUGGAUUAAACAAUCGUAAACGUAAGAAAAAAAUUUCACGCUCUUUGCCAGACAAUGACCACAGUACCGAAAACAACGUUAUUCCUGAAAAGGUGAAAAGCGAACUUCCAAACUUGAGGGAUCAUGGCGAUUCAUUUCAAGCAUUCGGAAACUUUGUUGCCGCUGAGCUGAGAAAACUUCCCGACUCGUUAGUGGCAAAUAGAAUUCAACGCACACUUACACGAACUUUGAUGGAUUUACUAGAUCAAGCAGAUGCAGAGGAUGAUAAGCCGUCAUAUUGACUUCGUGAUUCUAAGAAUCAAUAUCUAUUGUUGAUAUGAAUAAAAAUGACUGCACAUGUAUAGUAAA